GGUAGCUCUUUGUAAGUGAGGACUGGAGCAGGUCAAGUUUGGCUAAAACAGAGGCUGGAAAACAGGUUUAUGACUUGAUUAUGUCAACUGCACUAUGGAAUAAUAUUGCAAAUUGUAUCAGGACUGCACAACCGCUUCUUGUUGCCUUGAGAGUAGUCGAUGCUGAUGAACAACCAGCAAUGCCAGAACUUGUUGUUGCUAUGGAACAUGCCAAGAAAACUAUCAAAGAUUCUUUUGAAAACAAUGCAUCACUUUGCAAAUUUGUUAUUGACAUCAUUGAGAAACGCUGGGAUACGCAGAUGGGGGUUCAAAUACAUGCUGCUGGUUUGUUUGUUAAAUCCUGGAAAGUUCUUUGACAUACAAGAGAAAGACUAUCGUAGUGCUUGCAAACUCCGGGAAGAUUUCAAUGAUGUUUUGGAGAAGAUGGUGCCUGAUAUUGAGACUAGGAAUUUGCUAAGUAACCAAAGUGAUAACUACGAGCAUACGAGAGAGAACUUUGCAAGACAAAUGGCAAUUGAUCAAAGAAAAACGAAGAGUCCUCUUGACUGGUGGAGUGCUUUUGGGGGUCCCGCACCUGACCUAGCAAUGAUAGCGAAACGGAUUGUUGGCCUUUGCUGCUCUUCAUUAGGCUGUGAGCGAAAUUGGAGCACCUUUGAGUUUAUUCACACUAAAAGAAGAAAUCGCUUGGAACAUAAGAGGCUGAAUGAUCUCGUGUAUAUCCAGUACAAUGAAAAGAUUGCAGAGCGAUUCCAAAAGCGCCGUGAGCUUGGAGAUAAGUUCGAUCCAAUUGCGCUCGAAGACUUUAACUGGAGUGGUGAAUGGGUAAAUAAUGCAGAUGGUGAUUCUGUUCAUCCUGGAGAAGAUCUGCUAUGGGAACAUGUUGUUAUAGCUGCUGGUCCGGCAAGUGCAGUGCGUAAUCUUCGUAAUAGAAAUCGUGAUAAAGGUGGCGAAACUAAUACAAACACCAGGGAGAUUUUAACAUAUAAUCGACAUCGUAAUGGUGCAGGUUCUUCUCGUGCGCACACUUCACGUACUUUUCACUUGCACGAUUUUGAAAGUGAAGAAGAAGUCCAGGACAAUGACAUAUUGUCAAAUGAAAAUGAUGACGAAGAUAUUGAUGAUGAUUACGGGGAAAUACCGAGUGCAACUCAAAGUCGACCCGGAAAUGAAGAACAACCUUUUCUUGAUGAUUUUAUCAUCUAGUUUAUCAUAGUUUUCUUGUAGAAAUUACUAGAUUUGUAUGUUUUAGACCUGUUCCUCUUAACUUUAUAUAAUAUUUACUUUUGGUAUUUAAUUAUAGUUAAUCUAUGCUAUUUUAUUAUAACAUAUAAAUAUAUGUAUAUAAAAAAUAUAAUCAAUAUAUUAUUAAACGUAUAAUCCGUCUAAUUACCGCCUAGGCGCUCGCCUAACCGCCUAGGCAGUUAGGCGGUGGACUAUCGUCUAGCCUCGCCUUUACGCCUUAACAAGUAUGAUGUAGACUGUUUUAUGAGGUAACUCUUAACGACCAUACGCCACAUCUUACAUAGAAAAUAUUUUAGCUGUUAUAUCCUUGAACGUACAAAGUCUAGUUCAACAUACAUAAAAUAUAUCAAGAUAGAAUCAUCAUCAUCAAAUAUGCAAUGUAUUUUUUACUAAGAAUAUAGGAGUAUUAAAGAUUA
Messenger RNA from Daucus carota subsp. sativus, 1658 nucleotides. RefSeq lists its product as uncharacterized. The coding region runs from base 160 to 1203 and encodes 347 amino acids. Gene Ontology annotation, molecular function: protein dimerization activity. Lineage: Eukaryota; Viridiplantae; Streptophyta; Magnoliopsida; Apiales; Apiaceae. The transcript has 3 exons. The record is from RefSeq and is a predicted model, not a curated record.